AUGGCACACGUGGCAGCCGCUCAGCAAAUUGCCGCCACGCAGACCGCCGGCAUGGGAUUUGGCGGAAUGGGCGGUUUCGGCGGCAUGGGGGGGAUGGGGGGGAUGGGCGGAAUGAGUGGUAUGAGCGCGAUGCUGGAUCCCGCGAUGCUGGCGCAGCAGGUGGCGGCGGCGCAGCAGACCGCCGCGGCGAUCACCGCAGCCGCGCAGGAGCAGCAUCUCAUUCCGCCUGCGCCCGCUGCGCAAUACGACGCGGGGGGGUUUGAGUCGUACCAGCAGCAGCACACCCCGCAACCGCUGGCGCCCGCGCAACCUUCCGCGCCGAUGAACCCGGAGCUUGCGCAGCAGCUGCAGGAGGCGCAACAGAAGGCAGCGGCGGCGUUAGCCGCCGCAGCGCAGGGGAUCCUUCCGCCGAGCCUCACUGGGGGAGCGCCCGGGGGGGGCGCGGAAGGCGCGGGGCUGCUGUCGCAGCCGGCGGGGACGCCGGCGCCAUCGCUGGCGCAGCUGACGCGGCCGGCGCGGCGGCUGUACGUGGGGAACGUGGCGCCGCAAGUGACGGACAACGAGCUGCUGGAGUUCGUGAACGCGUCCAUGGCGUCGAUUGACGCCGCGGAGGACGGCCGCAAGCCCUGCAUCGCCGUCACGUCGAACAAGGAGAAGGGGUUCGCAUUCGCGGAGUUUGAGAAGCCCGAGGACGCUACAUCCGCGCUACAGCUGGACGGCAUCGUGCUGCACGGCGUGGGGCUCAAGAUCCGCCGCCCCAAGGACUACAACCCCAUGCACGCCCCUGGGUCAGACGCGAAUGCCAUAGCUCUCGGGGGAGGGGGCGUGCCCAGGCCGGUGGCAGCGGCAGCAAAGGAGGUGAUCACCAACGUUGUGCCGGACGGGCCGAAUAAGUUGUUCAUAGGCGGCAUUCCCCCAUCGCUAACAGAUGAAAAGAUUCGGGAGGUGCUGUCAGCUUUUGGGCAGCUGAGGGCGUUCCGCCGGGAGCUGGAUCUCAACGCCAAGCCCCCCUGCGCAUUCGCAUUCGCUGAGUACAUGGAUCCGAGUGUGACGAGUGCAGCACAGGCGGGGCUGAACGGGCUGCCUCUGGGCCACCAGGCCAUCCUUACCGUCGUCAGAGCCACCCCCGACGCGCCCGAGGAGCCCCCUGCUGACGCCACGCCCACCUACUCCAUUCCCGAGGAGGCCAAACCGCUCAUGCAGACCCCAACACGCAUUCUGGAGAUCUGUAACCUGAUGACAAAGAAGGAGCUCAAGGCGAUGAGCGAGGAGGAGUUUGAGGACCUAGAGGAGGACAUUCGCCUUGAGUGCAAGCGGUUUGGCACCGUGAAAUCGCUGCACAUUGUUCGACCGAAGGAUGUCACCAAUCCCGAUGAUAGCGGCAGUGACAGCGAUGAGGAGGAGGAGAAAGCAGAGGUGAAGGAAGAGGUGAAGGAGAAAUUGGAAGGGAUCAAAGAGGAGGAAGAGGAGGAGGGCAAGGAAGAGGGGAAAACGGAGGUCAAGGGCGAAGGGAAAGUGGAGGUGAAGGAGGAAGUGAAGGAGGUGAAGCAGGUAGAGGAGGAAGUGAAGGAAGAGAAGAAGGAAGGGGAGGAGAAAGAGGGAGAGCAGGGAGCAGCAGCAGGCGAUUCGGUUAAGGAAGUGAAAGAGGAAACCGGGGAACAGGAGAAGGAUGCUGAGAAGGCGGACGAUCAGGGUGGGGGUGAUGGGGAAAUGAAGGAGGGUAAGAAGGAGGAGGAGAGUAAGGAUGAGGAAAUGAAGGAGGCUGAUGCAGUGGUGGGUGAAGAGGCAGUGGAGGCUGCUGCGGAGAAGGUGGAAGGAGCAGCAGAGGGAGGUGCAGCAGCAGAAGGGGAGGAUGAUGAUGUGAAGGAGGUGGUUAAUGAUGAGCAGGGUGGAGAGGAGGGAGGAGCGAAGGAGGAGGGAGAGAAGGAGGGAGCAGAAAAGGAGGGAGGGGAUGAGGAGAUGAAAGAAGCAGAGGAGGAGGCUGAGGGCAAGGGUGAAGGGAAGGCAGAGGAGGGUGGGGAGGGCGCAGAUGCGGCAGGAGAGUCUGUGGUUGAGGAGGUUGAGGUGGCUCGAGCCGCGGAGGAGGGUGGGAAAGGCGCAGCAGGAGAGCCUGUGGUCGAAGUAGCUCGAGCAGAGGAGGAAGGUAGUGACUCGGAUAGUGAUGUGGUGGAGGUAGUGCCAGAGACACGAGGGGAGGUAGAGAAGGGAGAGGAGGAGAAGGGGGAGGAAGAAGUGGAGGAGGUGGAGGAGGUGGAAGGCGGUGUGCGUGCGUCUGAGAAGAGUGGUGAGGGGGAAGGACAGGCGUUGGAUGGGUUGGCAGAUAUUGCUGCUGCUGCCGCUGCUGAGACGGCAGGGGUCAAGGAGGAGGGAGGUGCUGAGGGAAAAGAAGCUGAGCGUGGGGGAGGGUUUGCCCUUGAUCUGAAUGUGACUGUAGAGGGGGAGGAGGACGGUGGGAAGGGUGGAGGUGGGGAGGGAGGGGCGAAGGAGGAGGCGGAAGGGGGGAAGGAAGAGGCGGAAGGGGCUAAGGAGGAGGUGUAUGAGACGGCCUCAGAGGAUGAAGGGGAGAAGGGAGAGGGAGGGGCGGAGGCUAAGGCGGAGGAGGGUGCAGAGGCAAAGGAGGGUGAAGGGAAGGAAGGGAGUGGGAAGGAGGGAGAGGGUGAGGGAAAGGAGGGAGCUACAGGAAAGGUGGAUGGCGAGGGAGAGACGGCAGGAAACACAGAGGCAGCGGAGGGCAAGCAGCAGGAGGUGGAAGUGGAGGAGGGAGUCACCUUCCCCGCGCCCUUCCGCCCCGCAAUCCUCGUCCCCCCAGGCACAGAUGUACCUCCCCCAGGUGUCGCCACCCCAGCUGCUACUCUUGCUGCGCCAGGUUCUAUCCGCUUCCCUGCCCCAUUUGCCCCUGGUGCUCCGCCCCCUGCCGCUGGCAAGGGGUUGCUGGGGCACCAGCCGGGCCAGGUGGGAAAACCAGGAGAAGCAGGUAAGCCAGGGCAACCGGGGGCUAUUGUGCUGGCUGGGUCUAAAGGGAUGGGGGAUUUGGUGGAUGCGGCGAGGAGGGGGGAGAGGGAGGUGGAGAAGUGGAGGGUUGGGCGGGCUUAUGUGGAGUUUUCAAGAGAGGAGAGUGUGAACCGGGCGGCGCAUAUGUUGCACGGAAGGGUGUAUGCUGGGAGGAAGGUGACAUGCUCGUUUGUGCCGCUGAGGGUGUAUCAGAAGAAGUUUAACAAGGGGUUGAAGCCGCGCACGCACGAGGAGAAACAGGAAGCUGCGUUGGCUGUGCAGGCGCAUCUGACGUCCCACUUACCUGACGACUUUUAG
Closterium sp. NIES-65 is the source of this 3309-nucleotide messenger RNA. The record is from the annotation of a GenBank genome assembly. NCBI's taxonomy places the organism in Eukaryota, Viridiplantae, Streptophyta, Zygnematophyceae, Desmidiales, Closteriaceae.